Messenger RNA from Orussus abietinus, 6969 nucleotides. It is a transcript of the gene rad50, whose product is annotated as DNA repair protein RAD50. The record is from RefSeq and is a predicted model, not a curated record. Gene Ontology annotation, molecular function: double-stranded telomeric DNA binding; single-stranded telomeric DNA binding; G-quadruplex DNA binding. Gene Ontology annotation, cellular component: condensed nuclear chromosome; Mre11 complex; nucleus. The transcript is spliced from 17 exons. NCBI's taxonomy places the organism in Eukaryota, Metazoa, Arthropoda, Insecta, Hymenoptera, Orussidae. The coding region runs from base 170 to 4300 and encodes 1376 amino acids. Gene Ontology annotation, biological process: telomere maintenance via recombination; double-strand break repair; chromosome organization involved in meiotic cell cycle.
UGAAGUAACCGUCGCAACCUGUUCGUUAUUUGCUUAAUGUAAUUCGUCUGUCGAUGUUAGUUUCCGUUUAAACAGUUUUUGCAGUGUUUUAACGCAAGUUUAUUUGAGGAAGUGGUCUUUUCUGACAUUUUUGAUAUUGGGCACGUUUCAACGAAGGCGCGUACUUAAUAUGUCACGAAUUCGGCGACUGCAUAUACGCGGAAUUCGGAAUUUUGGCGAUGAAAGUGAUAACACGCAAAUAAUACACUUUGCUCGUCCACUGACACUGAUUUCGGGUCCCAAUGGAACGGGUAAAACGACAAUAAUAGAAUCAUUAAAGUAUGCAACGACAGGAGACUUUCCACCUGGUUCUUCGGGUGGCAAGGCAUUCGUUCAUGACCCUACAAUCGCUAAAUCUUCUUCGGUGAAAGGAGUGGUUAAAGCCGAAAUAGUAGAUACCAGAGGAGACAAUCUAACGAUAAGCAGGACGAUCGUAGCAACAAAACAUGAAUCGUUGAUUAGAUUAAAGACCUUGGAUAAUACCAUUAGUAGGAGAGACAAAGUUACUAAUGAGCAUGUGAUGAUAAGUAAUCGCUGUGCCGAUAUAACGAUUGAAAUCGUGCGGGCAAUGGGCGUUUCAAAACCGAUUCUUAAUUACGUUAUAUUCUGUCAUCAAGAAGAUUUCAACUGGCCCCUGGAUGAAGCCAAAAAAUUGAAGGAGCGAUUCGAUGACAUAUUUGAUACCACUAAGUUUAAUAAAGCACUUGAGGGUAUAAGAAAAUAUUGCAAAGAUUCGCAAGGCGAAUUCCGUGUACUGAAGGCAGAACAAGAUGCUUUUAAAACAGUAUUGGCUGAAGCAAAAGCAAAAGAAAAGACAUUAGAUGACUUUAAAAAAAGAUAUGAAAGAUCUAAAGCAGAUGUAGAAGGCAUAGAAAAGGAUCUUGAACCCGUUGAAAAGAAAAUAAUCGAUAUACGAAACACACAAGUACAAUAUGAUAAAACAAAAUUGGAGGAAGAAAAGAAGAAAAUGGAAUUUGAUGUUAUUAAACAGCAAAUUCAAGAUUUGAAGGAAAAUAUAAAUAUAUUUGAAGGAACAACAGAGGAUAUAAACAAAGAAUUAGCAGCAUAUUAUGGUAUCCUCAGAAAAAAGGAUGAAGAAAUACAGGAGCUGGAAAAAAGUUUGGAACACGUUACUAAAGAGGAGACUGAUUUGGCUAAGGACCUUGUUAACGCUAGACUGCUGGUUGGAACGUUAAGACAACAAGUAAAAGAUCAUGAAAAAAGGAUCGUUAAUCGCAAUAAACUUCUUAACAAUGCAUUGAAAUCUUGGAACAUGAAUACUGUAGAGGCAGAUGUAUCAGAAAUAGAGGUCAUAGCUCUUGCCAAGAGAUUGAAGGAGCGCAUGUGUGAAAUGGAGCGUUCAGUAGAAGAAAAGAAGGCAGAGCAAGAUCAAGAGGAGAAACAGUUCCAAAGUAAAAUAGAUGAGCUGCGGUCUGCAAAAUCGAAAAUUGAAUCAGAAGUGGCAAUGAGAGAAGGUGAAAUAAGUAAUACCAGGCAGGAAAUCGAUAGAAUUCGCUCACAGAUUUCACAGACUGGUGCAGCAUCAAAGAAAUUAAAUGAUAUAGAGCAGAAAUUAAAAGUAGCCGAUACUAAUAUUGAUAUGUUGAAUAAAAGUUUGGACACGGAGGAAGUGAAAGAGAAGAUAAAAGAUAAAAGUAAGAAAAUAGAUAAUCUAACGGUCACUUUAAAGCGAGUGGAAAAAGAAGUGACAUCUUUGCAACAACAGACUUCACUUCAAACCGAAUUGGAAUUACAGAAGAGCACAUUGAAUUCAAAAGAAAAGGAAAUUGAUAAUUUGCGAAAAAAACAUGAGACUAACUUGAAAGUGGUAUUUGGGAAUAAGGAAUUUCCCCAACGGAAGAUAAAAGCAGCUGUUGAAGAGACCCAACGAAUACUGGCUGAUCAAAUACAAAACUUAAAUCAAGAGCUUCAAACAGAGCAGUGCUGUAUGACGACUCUACAAACAACGAUUAGCCAUACUGAAAAGGAACUCGAGAAAAAGCUUGCUGAUUUAGAAUCGGACAAAGGUAAAAUAUCUUUGGAAUGUUACUACAAAGACUUUGAUGAAACUUUAUUGUUGGUAUCCAAGAAAGUGAAAGAUUUGCAAGACAGAAGAGGACUGCAUGCUUACCAAGAACUUACGUAUAAGGAGUAUCUUCAACAACUAAAGGAAAGGGAUCCUUGUUGUCCUUUAUGUCAUCGUGAAUUUCAGGGGCAAUAUAAAGCACAGGAUUUAAUCAAAGAACUUGAGACUGAAAUUAAGAGACAUCCGGAUCGUUUGAAAACGUACGACACAGAAUUGAAGAAACAACAACAUCGAUAUGAUACUAUGCUGCAACUGAAGCCUGUCGUUGAAAAGGUGCUAUUCGUUGAAGGGGUUGAACUGAAGAAAUUCAGGCAAAGUCUUGAGGAUACCAAAAUAAGGUUUCAAAGAUCGAAAAAGAAGGUAGAGCAGUUACAAACAUCGAUGUCAGAACCUGAAAAAAAAAUAGCCUUGUGCAAAAACAUGAUUGGUGACAUGGCACUUUGGGAUCGAUACGUUGAUGAAAUAGUAGAGCUUGGAUGUACAAUUGCAACUCUAAAAAAGCGCAUGUCUGACGCAGGUGUAAAAAGUGAUAGAAGUAUUCAAGAGACACAGACGGAACAAGAAUUUCUUAAGGGAAAAUUGAGAGACUAUCAAGAGUCCUUAGAAACGUUGCGAAAUUCUCUGAAUAGUCAUAACGAAAAGUUACAUCGUGCUAGAGAAGCGAAGAACACUUUGAAGGAAGAACAGCUAAGAAUUCAGUCUGAUAUGCAAAAGCUGAAACAACUUCGAGAUAAGCAGGAAGAGUUGUAUACUCGUGAAAUUUCUCUUGGAGAAAUGAUUCAGGAAUUGAAACAAAAACUUGUAAUUGCCAAUGAAAAACUGGAGACAGCCGUUCGUCAUUUGGAGAAAUCAAAGAAGGAGCAUUGGGAUAAGCAAGAACAUAACCGAAAUUCAGUCACCGAAGCGAAGAGACAAUUGUACGAAUUGCAUGCAAUUCAAAAUGAGAUCAACAAUUUCAUACAACGCGAAAUUACUGAGAAAUUGGCAAAUACAGAAUGCCAAGUAGCGGAGAGCGAAGCUUUGAGUGAGAAGCUGAAAGUUGAGAAGGGUAGUUUUGAGAGGAAAAUCGCCUGCAUCAAGGACGAUGCUUCACGACAUGAAUUAAGAAAACGUGAACUAGUCGACAACCUUACGCUGCGUCAGAAACAAGAUCAAUCCAAUGUAAUUCGACAGCAAUAUCUCGAGUUGAAAGAAAAAUUGCGAUCUAUGAAUCCAGAGCAACUCAAAAGAGAAGUAAAGAAGCUCAUAGAUCUCCAGGAAGCUUUACAACGGGAGAAAAAUAUUGUGAUGGGAAAACAAGAAGAGCUGGAAAGAAAUAUUAAGCAGUUACAACUGGAAUUGAUGAAACAAUCGUACAGGCUCGCUCGAACAAAUUACAGGAACAAAUGCUACGAAUUAACGAUACAAGAGCAAAUUAUUCAAAAUCUAAACGAGUACACGCGUGUGCUUGACUCUGCCAUGAUUGAAUAUCACGAGGAACGGAUGCAGACGUUAAAUAGUAUUUUGAAACGGCUGUGGAACAUGGUGUAUCGGGGAACGGAUACUGCAAGUAUACAAAUUCGCACAGAAGCUACAGGUGGAAUGGGGGCAAAACGUCGAACUUACACGUAUAAACUUGUUCAAGAAAAACACGGCGUUGAAAUGGACAUGAGAGGUCGUUGUAGUGCUGGUCAAGGAGUUUUAGCUUCCAUAAUUCUCAGAAUAGCUCUGGCAGAAACAUUUUGUAAAGAUUGCGGUAUCCUUGCACUUGACGAACCUACCACGAAUUUAGAUGAAGAAAAUGCAAAUAGUUUGGCGGAUGCAUUAGCAGCGGUGGUUAAGAUACGAUCACAAUAUCAGAAGAACUUCCAACUUAUCGUGAUCAGUCACGAUGAAAAAUUUUUGUCCAAACUGGCCCAGUUAAACAGUAACAAGGAAUUUUAUCGCCUGUAUCGAUCCGCUGAUGGGUUGACAGGUAUAGAACACUGUACGAUUGAAGAGAGAUCAACGCAAUCGCAUAACCAGAUUGGAAAUGAUUCAUCAGACAACGAAAUUAAAGAUGAACCCAUCAGUAAGCAUGGAUUAAGUGCAUCCGAUGAACAACAACCGGGUCCUUCACGUAAAAAGAGGCAAAUAUGGGAUGAUGCGGAAUACAGUCAUCGAUCUACGAAAAAACGAAUUGUUUUAGACAUAUAGAUUGUCUUCGUCUGGAAAAAGAUGGCAGGAUCCAUUCACAAAUACUAUAUUUUCGUUUAGCACAUACGUACUAUAUCUAAGCUUUUUGCGUUGAGGCAUGUAUAAAUAUGUCUCAUUUUUGAUUAUUCAUUAGAAUAUCUUACGAACUAAGGGCCAAAUUGAAAAAAGUUUUCUUUAAAAGUUGCUUGGUUUUGAGGUGGGACAAAAUAUAAAUGAAAAUAUAGUUUUUAUAAUGAUGGUACAGCAAGUAACGCUUGUUUUUUUAUUUAAUGGAAUUGUUUUUCUUUUUUUUUUUUAAGGUUCUUGUUUGGAAACCAAGUACUUUCAAAGGAAUCAUUUCGCGAUUAACUCAAAGGUUAAUAAUUUACUGUACUAUUGGGUUGUCGGAUAAGUCCGUUCACUUCUUAUAAAUUGAAAAAAAAUUCACUUGAAAAAAUAAUAAAUAUCAGAUUAAUCAGUGAUGUAUUCUCCGUUAUUAUUUACUACUUCCUCCCAUCGUUCGAUAAGUUUUUCGGUGCCGAUGCGAUAGAAAUCCCGCGGCCUUGACUCGAAGAAUUACCGUUUCUGGAUCUUGCAAACUAUUUCCGAGCCAUACUUACAACUUUGGCAUCGGUUCCGUAAACAUCACAAAUCUCACGAGCAGCUUCAGCGGUUUUAGCACCACGAUUAAACGCAAAAAGCAAGUGGGAUAAAAAAUGCUGAGUUUUGACUACUUGACAUUCUAUUUUAACGAUGUAAAAAUCAACACUAAUUCAAAUUAUAAAACCAAUAACAUUAUCUUGUAGAGCAAAAAACAUUGUAUUAAACCAUUGUAUUUUUGCGCGAAUUUCCAAAUUACAAAAAAAGCGAACGGACUUAUUCGACAACCCAAUAUAUUGUACAACUGUGCGGUAUGAGAUGACGAUCUCAUUCAAACUCAUUGUUUUUUUUUUUCCAAAAACAAUCUGCCUUCUCUGCUGGAAAUGAAACAGCGACGACGUUAAACCACGUUAACUUUCUUUUAACGUUACCUAGGAUGCAACACGAGGAAGUAAAGUUUGUAGCAGGUUUGUAACAGGUGUCCCCUGGUCGAAAAUGGGACUGUGGGUUCCGUCCAUACAUUCUUAUGUUCAUGUUCUAAACCCGCGCAUGCAAAUUAAAAUUAGUAAUUCGUAGAAAUAGUGGAUUCAAUGUGGCUAACUCCUAUUCGAAAAACUGACGACUUAAGUAAACUGCCGCAUUUUUCAAAACAACAUAUCUUUUAAACUAUGGUAGCAAUAAACUGGGGAAAACAGUGUCAACUUUUAAGUUAAUUUAGAAAUGGUUCCUUUUAACGUUGUAGGUUUUCAAACAAAAACCUUGAAAUAAAGGGGAAAAACAUGAUUCCAUUAAAAAAACAAGCAUUGCUUGCUGUAAAGUCAUUAUAAAUACUACAUUUUUCUUCAUAUUUUUUACACUUUCCUCCCUCAAAACCAUGCAACUUUUAUAUUUAAUAUUUUUCAAUUAACCUGUUAAUUACGGACAGGGAUUACGGAGUUGGAUAUGAGGAUGUACACUGGGAGACAUCAAUGCCCUUCCAUCCUGCACAGGCGAUGCCAUAUCUGCAGGGGAGGCAUGUAUGUCCGCCACUGUACCACCUGUACGAAUAGCUCGACCGCAGAGUACUAAUAUUUUGUAUUGAUACGACAUUCAUUUAUUGCUUUGAAUACAUUGGAAUGAAGGGGGCCACUAUAGUCGCGCUUCAUAACUAAAAGGUUAAACCCUUGGUUCGUAAGAUAUUUUAAUGAAUUAUUUAAAAUAGGUCACCUUGUAUACCCAUGGUAUAAUGGCUUAGUUUACCCUGGCUUUCAUUCCCGUUUCAUUCCUCUUCACUUCAAAGCGAUAUGAAUUAUUGGCAAGUUUACACUAGAAAUAACGCAUUUCUGAAAUAGAAGCGAUAUGAUAAUGUACCUAAGAAACACAGUAUUACCAAUGUUUUAAUUGGAAAUAUGUAAUCUCAACUCUUAACGUAAUAUUCGUGGUUGAAUGUGAAGAAACCAAUAAUGGGUUUUAGUAAGAUAGUAAUCUACCAUACAUGCAAUAGUGUUAAUACACUACUAUUGUGUAUAGCAGGGUAUUAGCACUACUAUUGUACGCGGUGAUUUGUUCACGCUACUAAAGAUAUGGCAGAUUGCCUGAAUCAACACAAUAACUUAUGCCUUGUUUGCUGGUUGGCAGCACUAAUUUUUCAUUUCCAUUGCACUUACUCCGACGCAAUUCGCUUCUAUUUUGCUUUUACUUCGCGGCUACUCCACGUAGAUAGGUGGAGUAAAACGAAAUUGAAUAGACGGUGUUUACAUUACACAUUUUUUCGCUUCGAUCCUAUCUCACUUCGGAGUAAAACGAGAAUGAAAGGUUCGGUGUAAACUAAGCCAAUAAUUUAAUUUACCAUAAAAAGUAUUAAUCUUGUGAUAAUAUUUGUAAUAUUAGUGGAGCUCUUAACUCUGCUUAUAAUUACCAUUUCGAUACAUUAUAACGUUCAAAUUGUAUAUAAGUGCGAACAUGUUAUAUUUCCCGUUCUACCUAUGUAUUCCGUGUUUUCGUGUUUCGGAGAAGACGAAUAUAUAUUAUAUAAUAUUAUUAUCGUAUGUAAUUAAAUGUAUGUGUUUUGUACCUAUUUUUACUGAAAGCAGCGCUUAAGGGGCCUUGUU